Musa acuminata subsp. malaccensis (wild Malaysian banana) is the source of this 546-nucleotide messenger RNA. Lineage: Eukaryota; Viridiplantae; Streptophyta; Magnoliopsida; Zingiberales; Musaceae. The record is from RefSeq and is a predicted model, not a curated record.
AUGGCGUUGGUAAACACCAGCGACGGCGGAGACGAGACAUGGAGGUGGGCGGGAUGCAAGUUUACCCCGACCGACGCAGAACUGAUCGGCAAUUGCCUCCUCAACAAGGUUCGCAAUCUGCCGCUGCGAAUCCCCCCCGGCUUUAGCAUUCCCGAGAUGGAGGUGUACAAGAAAGCGCCCUGGGAAUUGAUGGUCCGAUCCAGCUACCUUCCCACGGGUGUGUCCUACUGCUUCGUCCACGUGCCCCGCUCCAAAGCCAGCGAUAAUAGGCUGAAUCGGAAGACGCUCGGUGGAAGCUGGGUCGCCAACGGGAAGCCCCGCGACAUACCGCUUCGAUAUAGGGGGUCGGCGAUCACCGGGAUUCGGAGGAGUCUCAAAUUCUUCAAGGACAGCGAUGAUCCGAGAAAGAAGAACAAGAAGGACAGCAGCCUCGGUCUGAAGUGGAUAAUGCACGAAUACCGCCUCGACCCCAGCUUGUACGAGACGAUCCCCUCCUACGCGACCGAGGAGAUAAUCUUGUGCCGGAUCACGAACAUGUUAGCAUAA